Molecule: messenger RNA, 5390 nt
Organism: Cornus florida
Lineage: Eukaryota; Viridiplantae; Streptophyta; Magnoliopsida; Cornales; Cornaceae
Exons: 2
Coding region: 2610-4316 (568 amino acids)
Source: RefSeq, a predicted model, not a curated record
UUCAUAAUUUCAAUGACCUAUGAUUCUGUAUUGGUGAACAAGUAUUUUGAAGGAAGAUGUUAGAUAGACUUUUAGCUAUAUAAGAGAAAAAUAACACCAAAUCUAGCAUGUUCAUUCAUAACUAAGUGGAAAGCUAGUAUGAGUCUUUAAUAAAGCAUGUCAUAAAAGCAUCUCUCCCUAGUGUUUACUCUUUUUGGUUUAUUCAUGGAUAAUACAUUUGUUAGUAACUUGCUAUUUCUUAGCACUUAUGCUUAUUGGCGUUCAAUUUCUCCUUAGCUUGUCAUCUUAGCAUUUAUUAUUACUAGUUUCCAUCAAAUAGAACUUUUAUUGCUCAGAAAUAUAAUAACAACACAAUGUCUUCCUUUAUGUGUGGUAUAAAUUCACUCAUAAGGGGUUAAUGCGCCUUAAUAUAACUUAUAUAAGCUUAGUGGGGUUGAACAUCAAAUUUUCUUUACUUGAGUUGUUUUUGUAAUGGCCAUUUGCAUCGAUCAUAGCCAUACACAUUAUGCAUUUCCUUAUGUCAACAUCUUGUCUUGCUAUGCAUUCAUUUUUUCUCAGAUUAACAAGCAUAAGGAUGCGGCUCAAGACGAGAAUAGCCAAUUUAUAUAAAUAUAAUGUCAAAAUGUUAGGUCUGUCUCUAUCCUUCCUCUUCCCACGCCUCCCGGUAUCCAACGCGGGCAAGACCAAGACUAGAUGAUUAUUGCAUUCAUUUUUUGAAGGGAAUCCCAUGAUAUGAUUUAUCAAAGCGUCCUAUCAAAAAUUUGUAGUAACAAGACCUAAAUGAAAGCAAAAAAUCUCUAGUAUUUAAAAUUACUAACUGCUAGUAUAUCAAAUAAUAAUGGCUUAUAAAUUGUUAUAGAUUUGUUUUCCCGGUGAUCAGUACCAUAGCUCAAAGGAUCACUAAGCCAUAAAUCAAAAUAAUAGGAUAAUAGUAAUAAUAAUAGUAGGGAAGCAUCGAAAAUGUCUCACUUGGAAGUCAAAAUCAGAGUCCGUAUUUAUUUGUAUAAUUGUAUUGCUAGCUUUGUUAGUUUUUUAAAAGUUAAUGUCAAGGCAGUUACCACUUGGUUACUUAUCAAAAAGGAAAAUAAAAAGAAAAGAAAAGAAGGUACUUACCUCUUGGUCAUGGUUAAAGAUGGAAUUCAAGCUUCUAGCAAAAACAGAACCAUAAUUUUGAAGCCAAGGGUAUAAAGGUAAUAUGAUAGUAUUAUGUGCGCUCACCAAAAUUCAUUCAUGCAGUAGGGUUUUUAUACUUAAUGUUUUGAUUUGAAAAAUCCUAAUUGAAUUGUAUAAAUGUGUUUUUGGGAACUUCGAUCUGAUCAAUUGAAGGUUGCUGGUUGCAUGUCGAUCGAUCAAUCAACCGAUUUUCUGGAUUAGGGGUUUCUUUUGGGAUUAAAACACUAAAAUCCUACUCUCUAUAAUUUUGUUGUCUAUAAAUACCUCAUUAUCUCAAAAAACCUGGACAUGCAUAAAGAUACAGAAGCUAGAGAGCUAGGAAGCACGGACACUCCGAAAUAGGCAAAGAAUCCGUGUCGGACACGUGUCGGACACGUGUCGGACACGGCCUGACACGUGUCGGACACGGCAAAAAGCGUGUCUGGAAUUUUUUAUUUUUUUAAAAUUUUCGGACACGAAUUGGACACGGCACGGACACGGCACUGACACGCGUCCGACACGCCAGGGUGUGUGUCCGACACGCGUGUCUUAUUUUUGGGGGUUUAAAAGAUAAUUUUUAAAAGAAAGUUGGGUUAAAGUACAAAUAUAUAAAGUUAUUUACUUACUUAUGUGGUCAGAACAUAAUAAUUUUAAACUUUCAAGGUUAAUAUGUAAUUUUAAACAAAAGAGAUAGAUAUUUAAGGCAGUCAUUACACUAUUACAAGGUCAGAUUCAAAGGACGGGGGUUGUGCUCUCUCAAACUGACGACGAAGCUUUGCAACUUCCUGCUGCAGAUCAAAGCGACUCCUUCCAGCCUCCAGGUCAGUCUCUCUCUCUCUUUCUCUCUCUCUCUCCUCUCUUUUCUUCCUCCUCCUUCCUCUUUUUUUUCUUUUUCUUCACAAACCCUAGUUUCUUUCUUUCUUCUUCAUUUUUUUUUUUCUUUUUCCUUUUUCACAAACCCAGAUUCUUUCUUUCUUCUUCAUCUAUUUUUUUUUUGUUUUUUUUUUCGUUUUCCUUUUUCAAAACCCCAGUUUCUUUCUUUUUCUUUUCUCUCUCCUUUGUUUUUUUUUUCCCCUGUUUUUCACUAACCCCAGUUUCUUUCUUCUUCAUCUAUUUUUUAUUUUUUGUUUUUUGUUUUCCUUUUUCAAAACCCCAAAUUCUUUCUUUUUCUUUUCUCUCUCUCCUCCCCCCCCUCCACUAACCCCAGUUCACAAACCCGUCUUCUUCUUUUCUGGUAUUUUUCCUUUUUUACAGACCUUAAUUUCUUUCCUAAUUUCUUUCUUCUGCUUCUUCUUCUUCUUCUUCUUCUUCUUCUUCUUCUUCUUCUUCUCUGUUGUCUUUAUUCUUGCUUUAAAUUUUAGCUUGUGUGAGUCGUGACAUAUGACUUAUGAAUCUGUAGCAAAUAGGAAUUUAUUUUUUCUUUGCUGACUGUUCUUUCUUUGCUGACUGCUGUAAGUAUGGAUUUUUUUUCUUUUCUUUUUAUGUCUAGGGAAUUAGACAUGUCAUUGUCUACAUCAGUUGCUAGUUGUACUCCUCAAUUCGAACAAGAUGAUAACAAACCACUUUGGAACUAUGUCACACAAUUAGAAAAAAUUGGUGGUGGAGGAAAUUUUUUAUUCAAAUGCCACUUUUGUAAUAACGAAUUCAGGGGGUCUUAUACAAGAGUUAAAGCCCACUUGUUGCAGAACACUGGUAUGGGUAUUCGUAUAUGUCCAAAAGUCACAUAUCAGAAUAUUGCAGAAAUGCAAAAAGCAAUUGAAGAAGCCGAAUUGAGAAUUAAAAAUUCUAAACCAAAAAAAGUUCCUUUGCCGCCGUCUAGUGCAUCAUUGGGUGGUACUACUAGUCUCACUCAGGAGGCUUAUGUACCAAAGAAAAGAAAGGCAAGUGGGGGUGCCAUUGGGAAGGCAUUUAAUAAUGAGGCUCGGGAACAAUUGCACUCAGAGAUUGCUAGGAUGUUUUAUUCCGCAGGAUUGCCGUUUCAUCUAGCAAGAAACCCGUAUUAUGUGAGUUCAUACAACUAUGCUGCAAAUAAUCCUCUGUCAGGUUAUUUGCCUCUGGGUUAUAAUCUAUUGAGAACCACUCUACUUCAAAAAGAAAAGGCAAAUAUUGAUAGAUUAUUGCAACCAAUUAGGAGUACAUGGAAGGCAAAGGGUGUUAGCAUUGCAAGUGAUGGUUGGAGUGAUCCACAAAGGCGGCCUUUAAUUAAUUUUAUGGCUAUGACAGAAGGAGGUCCCAUGUUUUUGAAAGCUGUUGAUUGUUCCGGUGGAAUUAAAGACAAGUUUUUCAUUUCCAAUUUGUUGAAGGAAGUCAUAAAUGAGGUUGGCCCCCAAAAUGUGAUCCAAGUAAUUACAGACAAUGCCCCAAAUUGCAAGGCUGCUGGACAACUAAUUGAAGGGCAAUUCCCUCACAUUGUUUGGACACCUUGUGUGGUCCAUACUCUUAAUCUUGCCCUCAAAAAUAUUUGUGCUGCAAAAAAUGUGGAAAAGAAUGAAAUUGCAUAUGCAGAGUGUGGUUGGAUUCUUGAUUAUGCUGAUGAGGUUACAAUAAUAAAGAAUUUCAUCAUGAACCAUUCAAUGAGAUUAGCUAUUUUCAAUGAGUUUGUCAGCUUGAAGUUGCUUUCAGUUGUAGAGACACGCUUUGCUUCUGUUAUUGUGAUGAUGAAAAGAUUUGAACUUAUAAAAGGUGGUCUCCAAGCAAUGGUCAUAAGUGACAAGUGGACUUGCUAUAAGGAGGAUGAUGUAGGAAAGGCCGAUUAUGUGAGAGAGAAGCUGUUGGAUGAAUGGUGGGGAAAGAUUGAUUAUAUCCUUUCCUUUACUUCACCUAUUUAUGACAUGCUAAGGGCUUGUGAUACCGAUAAGCCUUGUCUUCACUUAGUUUAUGAUAUGUGGGAUACAAUGAUUGAAAAAGUGAAGAUGGCAAUAUAUAGGUAUGAAAGAAAGCGACAAAGUGAAAGUUCUUCCUUUUAUGAAGUGGUGCAUGGGAUACUUGUAGCUCGUUGGAACAAGAACAAUACUCCGCUUCAUUGCUUGGCACAUUCACUAAAUCCAAGGUACUAUAGUGAUGUGUGGCUUAGUGAAGACCAAAGUCGAGUUCCACCACACAAGGAUUUAGAGGUCUCAAGAGAGAGAACAAGGUGCCUUAAAAAAUACUUUAGUGACCCAUAAGAGCGUUCAAAAGUCCAAUUGGAGUAUGCUAAUUUUUCAUCAAACUCGGGGGAAUUUGGGGAGAGUGAUUCUAUAUGUGAUAGAUAUACCAUGGAUCCUAAAAGUUGGUGGGUUGUACAUGGUUCAUAUGGUCCCUUGCUUCAAGAGUUAGCUUUGAAGUUGCUUGUCCAGCCUUCUUCCUCCUCAUGUUGUGAGAGGAACUGGAGUACUUAUUCUUUUAUUCACUCAUUGAGAAGGAACAAGAUGGCGCCACAACGGGCUGAAGAUUUGGUUUUCAUUCAUAGUAAUCUCCGUCUUCUGUCAAGGAGAACCCCACAGUACAAUGAAGGACGAACUAAGAUGUGGGAUAUUGCAGGAGAUGCAUUUGAUUCAUUUGGUGAUGUUGGGGUGCUUGAGGUUGCAAACCUCUCACUUGAUGAGCCAGAAUUAGAGGCGGUAUUAUUUACCGAUGAUGGAAGUGUUAAUGAUGAUGAGAUUCAUGAGACAAUUGAUGAUGAACAACAAUAGAUGAAUGCUGAUAUGUUCUUUUUUUUUUUUGUUUUGGACUACCCUUUUGGUAUUGUAAAUGGUAAAGUCCUAGGUCAAAUGAUGGAUGGGAAUAGAUGAUAGUACAUUGACUUGUUUUUGUAUCUUUUUUGGGACUAGCCUUUAGGUUUUUGUGAAUGUUAAGUGCUAACAGUACAGUCCUGAAUGUUAAACAAUCAUGAAUGUUAAUAGUCCUUUCAGUCUAUGCUUUUGUAUUUGGAGUAAAGUUGCAAUGAUGAUUAAAUGAUACUAGUUAUUAUUCUAAUAUCUUGUUUUUUAUUUGGUUUUAUAACUCUGCAACAUUGUUCUUUUAUAGUUUAUUAGUUAUAAGUUAUGAUUUGUAUAUAUUUUCCAUUGUGAGGUUGAUGAAAAAUAGUAACACUCGGUAAUUUUUAAAGUACUACAUCAUAUAUAUAUAUAUAUAUAUAUAUAUAUAUAUAUACAUAUAUAUACACUAUUCGCCGUGUCCGUGUCCUAAUUUUUUUGGAUUUGCCGUGUCGCCGUGUCCGUGUCGUGUCGUAUCCGUGUCCCGUAUCCGUGUCCGUGCUU